Molecule: messenger RNA, 354 nt
Organism: Soboliphyme baturini
Lineage: Eukaryota; Metazoa; Nematoda; Enoplea; Dioctophymatida; Soboliphymatidae
Source: the annotation of a GenBank genome assembly
AUGUCAUGUCUUCUUGGCCACCCACAGACUACCAAAAGUUCAACGUGCGAGUCGUUCUUUGAUCAUUACCGGAUCUUCGCUGGUCGGACGGCGUUGCUGCACUUCCGGGCAGCGAUAGUUGCCAAGAUCGGUGCAGCUUCGCUGCUACGGUCUACGUCGUCUUACGGUGAGGUGAAGCGUCGAGAGACCUAUCGACGAGAAGGGAGAAUCUGCGCUCCGCGUUCCACCACUACGGUUACCCAACACCCACCGAACGAAGUGAACAGACCAGAAACGUCCGCGCAGAACACGCGUCGAAACACCGUUCGAAUCUCGUUAUUGGUCGAGCUCAACUCAGGAAUACUGUGCGUGUGA